AUGUCUGCAUUAUCAAAAUACAAUAAGACUUUGGAGUUGUAAAGCAUAGUGGAAGAUAAAUUAAUUAAUAUUUUUUCUUCAGAGGAAGUUUUUACAAAAAUAAUAAACCUUUUCCUCGGUAGAUUGAAAAAAAAAGAUGAUAAAAAAUUGGCUGUCGACUACCUUAUUUCCAAAUUUCCAAACAAUAAUAGCCUGAAUAGUCUGAGGGCAGGAGCGUUUACUAGGUUUUGGAAUACAUUAAGAGUAGAUGAUUAUGGAUUAACAGAGAAUAUGAGAAUUAAUUUGUAGUAUGAUAGAAUGCAUAAUGUAAUUUAAAAUAAAGAUUGGAGAAGUCUUCAUUAACUUUUAGAAGAAUAAGACUUUUUUGAAAUUUGUAGAUUUCCAACGUCUUUAAGAACUAAUAAACAUAUAUUUGAAAAACUUCAACAUCAUGGUAUUAGAAUUGUUGAAUUAAUGUUGCAAUGUAGAAAUACUUCAUUUUAAUUAAAUUCUAUUAUUUUGAAAAAUUUGAUAUUUUUUUUUUUUCUACCUAAAGAAUUAGAGAUAAGCAACUAAGAAAAAACCGGACUAUAUCAAAUAUUAGGAGAAAUAUUAUGUAAUAGUUGGAUUUAAUUUGAAUAUCAUCAUCACUAGUUGUUAUAGAAAAAUUAAGACUAACUUCAGUUAAAAAAUCUAAAAGACAUAUUAAUUUUGGUGUAGAAAGAUUCAAAAAUGUUAUAUGAAUCAAUAAUUCAAUUAGUGAAUAAAUUACUAAAUUAUGAUACUACAAGUAAUUUAAAUUAUGUGAUUGUUGAGAAUUUGAUAGAAAAAUUAUUACCAAUAAAUUUUGAUCUUUAAAUUACUUUUUAUUUGAUGUGCUUCUAUUGUUUAAUUAGCUUUGACAAUCAUUUUAGAAAAAUUUUGGCCUAAAAAAAUAGAGUAUAAAAGUAUACAUUACUUAAUUAAUACAUUUAAUGCAGAGUGAGUUAAAAUAAUCAACUUAAUAAGGAGCUAAUCAAUUAAGUCCAGUCGUAUAACAAAAAUUAAUGUAUCAAAAAAGAAGAAUUGGAUAAAUGGAAAAUUUGGUCUAUCAGAGAAUUGAUAGAAUAUGUUAUUGAAGAAAACUUUUAUAAUGUGAUUAAAAAAUUGCAUGUUAUAAACUUGAAUUCAUAGGCAUAUUCAUAAUAAAAUCCAAAAUUUUUUAAUUUGCUGACAAAUAUAAGUGCCGAAAAGAUACGUAAAGUAGCAAAACUAUUAGAAAUUCUUAUUAAAGAGGAUAGUUUAAUUAAAGUUGUUUUGAUAUUAGAAUAAUAAAAAUAAAAUUACCUUCCUCAAGAAUUAGAAAGUAUUCUUAGAAUAGUAUUAGAAAACUCAUAUUAAAGCAUCAUUAAUUUUUAACUACUUUAUUCUGUUUUAUCAUAAGAUAUGAGUCAAACUGAGAAGGAAAAUAUUAUAAAGGUGGCUGAAUAUGAUGAAAAUUUACCAAUUGAAUAGAAAAUUUAAAUGCUCUCCAAUUUUUCUUCUGAUCAGUUGNGGAAUACAUUAAGAGUAGAUGAUUAUGGAUUAACAGAGAAUAUGAGAAUUAAUUUGUAGUAUGAUAGAAUGCAUAAUGUAAUUUAAAAUAAAGAUUGGAGAAGUCUUCAUUAACUUUUAGAAGAAUAAGACUUUUUUGAAAUUUGUAGAUUUCCAACGUCUUUAAGAACUAAUAAACAUAUAUUUGAAAAACUUCAACAUCAUGGUAUUAGAAUUGUUGAAUUAAUGUUGCAAUGUAGAAAUACUUCAUUUUAAUUAAAUUCUAUUAUUUUGAAAAAUUUGAUAUUUUUUUUUUUUCUACCUAAAGAAUUAGAGAUAAGCAACUAAGAAAAAACCGGACUAUAUCAAAUAUUAGGAGAAAUAUUAUGUAAUAGUUGGAUUUAAUUUGAAUAUCAUCAUCACUAGUUGUUAUAGAAAAAUUAAGACUAACUUCAGUUAAAAAAUCUAAAAGACAUAUUAAUUUUGGUGUAGAAAGAUUCAAAAAUGUUAUAUGAAUCAAUAAUUCAAUUAGUGAAUAAAUUACUAAAUUAUGAUACUACAAGUAAUUUAAAUUAUGUGAUUGUUGAGAAUUUGAUAGAAAAAUUAUUACCAAUAAAUUUUGAUCUUUAAAUUACUUUUUAUUUGAUGUGCUUCUAUUGUUUAAUUAGCUUUGACAAUCAUUUUAGAAAAAUUUUGGCCUAAAAAAAUAGAGUAUAAAAGUAUACAUUACUUAAUUAAUACAUUUAAUGCAGAGUGAGUUAAAAUAAUCAACUUAAUAAGGAGCUAAUCAAUUAAGUCCAGUCGUAUAACAAAAAUUAAUGUAUCAAAAAAGAAGAAUUGGAUAAAUGGAAAAUUUGGUCUAUCAGAGAAUUGAUAGAAUAUGUUAUUGAAGAAAACUUUUAUAAUGUGAUUAAAAAAUUGCAUGUUAUAAACUUGAAUUCAUAGGCAUAUUCAUAAUAAAAUCCAAAAUUUUUUAAUUUGCUGACAAAUAUAAGUGCCGAAAAGAUACGUAAAGUAGCAAAACUAUUAGAAAUUCUUAUUAAAGAGGAUAGUUUAAUUAAAGUUGUUUUGAUAUUAGAAUAAUAAAAAUAAAAUUACCUUCCUCAAGAAUUAGAAAGUAUUCUUAGAAUAGUAUUAGAAAACUCAUAUUAAAGCAUCAUUAAUUUUUAACUACUUUAUUCUGUUUUAUCAUAAGAUAUGAGUCAAACUGAGAAGGAAAAUAUUAUAAAGGUGGCUGAAUAUGAUGAAAAUUUACCAAUUGAAUAGAAAAUUUAAAUGCUCUCCAAUUUUUCUUCUGAUCAGUUGAAAUUGGUUUUUAAUCAAAAUGUACUCAUUAAUACUUUAAUUGAAUCAUAUUUAACAAAUUUAACUAAAAAUCAUUCUUAACUCCUUGAAGUCUUAAGAAGAUUGUUUUAAAUAAACUAACAGCUAGAACAGUAGAAUUAACAUACCAAACUAUUCUCUCCACUUUGCAAAUAUUUAUAAAUUGAUUAAAUCCAUCUAUUAAUAUAUCAAAAUAGAUUAGUUUAGAUUUCUUUAGAUGAUUAUAAGAUAACUAUUAGUCUAUUAUAUAAGGUGUUCAGCAAAUUAUAAGGAUAAAAUCAGUAGGAAGAUUUCAAAAUGGCCUUAGAAAGUACUUCAAUAUUUCCAUCAAUCUAUUGUUUCAAUCAUUUUCUUUAUUUAUUUUUAAGUCAUCGUAGUUUGGAAUAAAUAACAAAUAUUUUUACAUUAGUUUAUUAUUGGUAGAAAUAAUUAAUAUAACAAUUACAGGUUAGUGCUGAAUUAUUUUGUAAAUAAGAUCCUAAUACUUAUAGCGAACAAUUUUCAAAAAUUAACUAUUUUGACAUAAAUUCAUUAGAAGUAACAAAACUACAAUAAAAAAUAAUGAGUGAUAUUUAUCCAAGGUCUCUAAAUAUCUCCUUGGAAGAUUUUAACAUUUCGUUGACUUUAUUGAAUAGAUAGUAAUAGGAAGAAUUUGUGCAGAAUUGGAUUCAAAAAGUUAAAGACCCUGAAGCUUUUAAAUAAUUAAUACCAUUCUUCUUUAAUAUUAUAAAAAGAGGAGAACCAUCAUCUGAAUUCUUAACCAUUAUUAAUAAAUAAAUAAUAAAAUAAGAAGAAUUAAGAACUAAAUAUGGUUGUUUUAAUUAAAAAUCCAUAUUUUAAAUAUUUUAUAAUAAUGCGGAUGAUGAAUUAAAAGUUAUGCUUCUAAAACUUAUAAGUAAACAAUACCCGAUUCCAUUACUAUACAGAACUUCUUACUUUACAAAAGAUGGAGAAGAGGAAAAACUAACAUUUAACAUAAAUACAUUCUAUGUAUUUGAGGAAAAUUAUUCUAUCAUUAAUUUAAGUUUGGCAAACUAAUAAAAAAGAAUAGGUAAAACAGAUUUAAUUAAUAAAAUUUUUUAUAAACAAUAUAAAUUUGAAAUAUCAGACAACAAUUAUUUGAAUAAACAGACAAUUGACAUUAUGUAUGAUUUUGAAUUUAACGGAUCAAGAAAUUUAUCAGUUGCAGAUGCACAUGGGUUUAUUCCUUAUGAAAUUUUAGAUGAUAUCUUACCUCUGUUUAGGAUGUGGAUUAUUUAAUUAGAUACUGAGAGAGAAAUUAGAGAAACAAUUUAAAAUUUAAAAAAGUUGAAAUCUUUUAAAAGUAAAUAAAAUGUUAUUUGUUUAUUAAUUCGAAAUUCAAUAAGAGAUUUAGAUGAGUAAGAAACUGCAGAAUUAUUGUAUCAUAAUAUUUAAUAUAAGUAAGUUAUUAAUCUAUCAGAUAAUGAUCUAAAUAAUUAAAUGAAGUAAGCUGAAAUAGCAUAAGCAUCCAAAUUUUUAUUUGAUUUAAUCAAUAAAAAUAAUUCUUUCACAUUGAAAUAAGAUGAAUACAUAAAUUAAAUUUUUCACAUGGUUAAUUGUGUUUAGGAUUAAAAAAUUCAAAUUAAAUAAGUUCAAGAUCUAUUUAAAGAUAUUGAAAAAGAGUUGGGAAUUCAAAUGGAGCAUGUUGAUGGCUUUUAUAAUUAGAAUGCUUUUCCAUUAAGAAGCAUAGAAUGGUAAAUCAAAAAAGAGAAAGAUGAAUACUAAAAAAUUUAAAGGAUUCGCUAAGACAAAUAAACAUAAGAAAAACUCAAUUAAAUCACUUUAAAAAUAAAAUAAUUCCAAAAUUCCAUUAAUUUAUAGAAACCUACAUAACUUUUAAUUCAUUUUUGUAAUAUUUUUAAAAGAUCAAAUUACUAUAUAUUAUAUCUACAUUUUGUUGAUAAAAUUCGAAAAUUUAAUGAAAAAAAUACCUAUAAAUUAUAAAGAGAAAAUUAGAAACUAAAUGAAGAAAUAUAAAAAUUAAGAAGAGACAAGAAGAAUUUAUAAACUCAAAGAGAUAAUUCCAGAAGUUGUACUAUAAAUGAAUAGAUAAAUGAAAUUCAAACAUAAAUUGAUGAAUUAGUUGCUUAAUUGAAAUAGAAUUCUGAUAUUAUAUCAAAAAGGAAUAUUGGAAUAGAAUUAUUUUGGAGAGAAGUCAUAUCCUAAAGAGAGUAAUGUUAACAAUCAGAUAUUGAUUUUGAUCCCUCUUAAAUUGUUAAAGAAAUGAUCUCUAAAGGAGAACCAUUUGAAUUCUUAGAUGGAGAUUCAUUAAAAAUCGAUUAACCAUUCUUAAAACAACUAAUAUCUAACUUUAAGGAGCAAGGAUAAGAAAGAAUUUUAGUAUUAAGUGUUUUAGGACCACAAAGUUCUGGCAAAUCAACAAUUUUAAACAAAAUAUUUGGAUGCCAUUUUUGGACAAGUGUUGGUAGAUGCACUAAAGGAAUAUAUUUGCAAUUAUUGAAAGUACAUAACAAAGCAUAUUUUAAUAAUUUAUUUGAUUACAUUAUUAUAUUGGAUACUGAAGGUCUUCAGAGCCCAAACUAAGAUGAUUCAGAAUUUGAUAAAAAAAUAGCACUUUUUGUAUUAUCAAUAAGCGAUAUUAUUCUAGUAAAUGUGAAAGGAGAUAUAACAAGGGAUUUCAGAGAAUUAGUUGAAAUGUGUGUAUAUACUCUUGGAUAAAUGAAAAGUUUUACAAGUACAAAAUUAAUUACUUGGUGUUUUAAUUAAAAUAAUGAUGUCAAUAAUCGUGAUCCGUUUAUAGCAUAAUUAUUGUCAAUAGCUACAAAUUUAAAUAAAGAAUUAAGCAAUUAAAAUUAGGAGAAUGAAUAAAUUGAUUAUAAUGAAAUUCUUGGAAUUACUGAAGAAAAUAUUAAGGUUUUAGGGUUUGCAUCAACUGAACAUUUGUGGAAAAAAAAUGAUAGUGAUGGUGUGUAUACAAAUUGGCGCCAGCUAAUUCUAAAUGGCACAUUCUCUUCAGAAGCUUAUGAAUAAGGAAUUCGAAUAAUUCAAGCAUAUGUAAAUAAGUUUGGAAAGGAGGACAAUUUAGAUGGAAGAGAAUAGAUGGAAAAUUUAAAAUGUUUUAUAGACAAAAUUGAAACAACCUGGAAAAGUAUUAUAACCUUACCUGAUUUACUUGAAUUUUCUUAGUUAAUAUAACAUUAACAAAAUCAAUUUAUGAGAAAGUAAUUUAUUGAAAUCAUAAACAAUUAUCCGUUUCCUACGAAAAUUUAAUUUAUUACGCAAAUCCAUGAAGCUAUAAAAGAGUAAAAUUAAGGCUUGUCUAUAGAUAUUUUAAAUGCUAUACUGGGAGAAUUUACUAUAUCAAUGAAUGCUUAAUUUGAUUAAAUUAACAAUGAAUUUUUAGAAAGGUUGACUUAAAUAAAAAAUGAACACAAAAUAUCAAAAAAGGUAAUCAGAAUAUAUGAAAAUAUGGUUAAAGCUAGAAUUGAUAGUGAAAGAUCAGGCAUCUCAUUGGCAAUGCUUUCAGAAAUUAGGAUUUAAGAAACAAGUUUUUAACAGAAAAUGGGUUUUAUAAAGAUUGACCAUUUUAUUCUAUAGUUAAUAGGAAAUGAAAAUCUGUUCAAAUAAUAUAAAGAGGAUGAACGUAAGAUUGAAACUAAGUUUAAGGAACUAUGGAAUGAAAUAUUAACAUAAGACAAAUAAAAAUAAGAUGAAAGUUUUAUGGGAUAUAGCGAUCAAUUGUUAAAAGUAAUUAAGGAAAAUUUUAAAAACUAUAUUUUGACAACAAAAAAUGAAAAUAGUUAUAAACAAUAAUACAUGGCAAAAUUGAAUAAAGAAAAACCUAAAUUUAAUGACUAUCUCCCAUCAUUAGAAAUAUUAAAACCGGAAUUAUAGACAGCUUAACUUAUGUAUAUAGCAAAUUCAAAUAAAAAUUAUUUGUUUUAUGAAAACUUUAACUAAAACAUUGAAAAGAAAAUAUCAAGAAGUUCACCUAAUUAAGUUUUAUCAAUCAAUUAAUUUUAUUCUAAUAAAGUUGAAAUCACAUAUCUGACAUUAGAAGAUUUCAAUAAAUAUAGAUAAAAAGACUUUUAAGUUGAUCUUGAAUCCUACUGCAGGUUAGGAAACAAAAUAGAUAAGUAUUCAUUUGCAACAUUUUUACAAAAUUUUUCUUUGUUUGGUUAUUAAAUAUCAAAAUAAGGAGCAGAAUAAUUAUUUACUUCUCAUAAAUAAUUUAGAUUUGAUAUAAAUAUGCUAAAUUCCUGCUUUUUACAUGGAGAAAGGUAGUAUUUCGGAGAUGCUUAAUACGAUUCAUCAAUCGAAAUGAUCUAAAAACAUUGUAAAAGCUUGACGAAUUAUUAUAAGAAACAUGUUAUAAUUACUGAUCUAUCCUAGAAUAACGAAAUAGAUAAUGCUAAAGCAAGGUUUAAUGAAAAAGAAUUUUUUUUAAUAUCAGUAAAAUCACAGGUGAUUGUAAAGUAAAAUACUGGAUCCUAAAUCAAUAAAAGUCGAGCUUAUAGUAUCUAAUAAUAAAACUAGGAAUAAAUUUUUAACUAUAUUUUAAAUAGAAAUUUAAACUCUCAAUAUGAAAAUAUUUUUAAGCAAAGUAUUGCUAGAUAUAUUGAAGAAUUAAUGAGUGAAAUAAACAAUGAGAGAUGGAAAAAAGUCUAUUGUGAAAUACAUCAAAUGAUACUUGAUGAAAUUAAAGAAAUGAAGGCAAAAUAAUUUAGUUACGGUUUAAUAAAAAGGAUUUUGUAAAAAAUAGAAGGGAAAAUAAAAGAUUUAAAUAUGUAAUUUUCAGAUUUUGGUGUUAUUUUGAAUGAUUUAGGAGAAAGAUGCAUAUAUUAUUAUGCCAUUUUUAGCAUUUGGAGAGUUUUGUGUUAUAAAUAAUAUAGAUCAUCUAAGAAAGCUUCAGAAUAGUUGAGUAUUUAAGAGGAAGUGCAAUAUCAGAAGUUUAAGGCUGAUAUCUAAUAAAAUAAAAAAGAACAAAGUAAAAUCAGAGGAUAAUCAUUAGCAGAGGAAAUUAUAAGUUAAACAAUUGCAAGAUUUCAGAGGUCAUACUGCGAAGAAGCUAAAUAAUUUUGGGCUGGAUUCAAUAAAGAGUCAAAUUAUGAUAUCAUAAAAUAACUAGAUAAAGAUAUUCUAGAAAGGUAUGAUAGAACUGUAACUGAUGAAUAGAGACUACAUUAUAUUAAAAAUCACACAGAUUAUGUUGAAAAAUAUGUGAAAGACAAUAUUAAUAAAUUAAAAGUGGAAAUUCAAACUAAAUUUACAAAGAAAUUAUAAAAGGAUCUGAAUUCUUAUCUUUAAAAAGUGGAUGCAAAUACAAAAUAUUUAUAUGAUAAUGUUGUUUCUCCUCUAUAAGCAAAGGACUACUUUGUAUAGUAGUAAAACCCUGAUGAAGCUCCAAAAUUAUUAUUUAAAAUUACUUUAGGUUGUCUUUAAGGAUAUGUAGAAUAGAAUUUAUUACAAACAAUAAAACCAGAUAAAAUUCAUGCGUUUCAAACUUAAGAUUUUCAUAUCUUUGAGUUGCCAUUAUGUUCAUCUAUUUAAAAGUCAGAUGAAGAAAUAUAAAUACUAUAUAAUUUUGUUUAAGCUUUUAAAUAAAGGAUUUUAUUGGGAAUUAAAAAUUCAGAUUCGAUUCAGGUUUAAUUAGAAACACUGAAAUUAUAAGAUGAUUUAGAUGCUUAAUAACUUAGACAAAUUGGUUGUUUGUAGUUUUGCCCACUUUGUAAAAGAAAGUGUGAUUAAGAAAUUGAUGAUAGUAACCAUAUACACUUAUGUUAAAAUGGUCAUUAAUUAAGAGGUAAUAUUUUAUUAAAAAAUAGGUAUGACUGGAGUCUUAAUUGGUAGUCAUCCUUCAUUAUAUACAUGUGAGGAAAUAUAGGAUGAUUUUUAAAUUUCAUUAUUAGAAACAUCAACAAUUAAAUAAUGGAAGGAUAUCAAAUAAAUUUAUAAUGGGUGGAUAUUUUCAUGUCUAAAUAAGGAUGAAUUAAAAAGUUAGAAGGAGAAAUUCAUGAAGAUUUGGAAUGAUAAUAUUGGGAGAAUGUUAUGCAUAAAAUUGACUGAGGAAAUUGGAAGAGAUGUCUUUUAUGUUCCAAAAUAAGAAGUUGAAUUAGGUGGAAAUUUAAAAACUGCCCAUUAUCUUCUGAUAUUAGAUGACUCUGGCUCAAUGGAAGGACGUCCUUUUUAAGCAGCUAAGUCAGGUUUGGUGGCUUUUCUUUACGAAAUCCAAAAAAAUCCUGAAUCUAGGGUUACUAUUAUUCUCUUUAAUCACAGUGCCCGAUGUGUAGUUGACUAUCAAAUCCCUGAUGCUUUGGGUUAAAGUUAGUAAAUACAAUACAGUGGAGGAGGAACUGAUUUUGAUGAACCCUUAAAAAUUGCCUUUGAUAAAAUUGCUAAAAAUCCAGAUUUCAACAAAUUUUGUUCGUAAAUAUUCAUAUAUAAAUAGCCAUUCUAUCUUUUUCUAUACUGAUGGAUAAGCAUAAUACCCUUCAAGGGCUUUAGAGAAAGUUAAAUAAUUCCCUUCAGAUUAGAGAGAAAAAAUAGAGUUAGUUGCUUGUUCUUAAGAAGAAAAUCCAACAACAUUGGUCCAAGUUGUUAAAUUUGGUAAAUAAUAUUUGGGUUCUGCUAAAAUAUAAGCUUCAAUGGAGCCUUAAAGGAUUGCAUAAGUUUGGAUUGAAGAGGUCAGCUAAUUAACCCAUUAAAUUAAAAAUUGUUGA
Molecule: messenger RNA, 9515 nt
Organism: Paramecium octaurelia
Lineage: Eukaryota; Ciliophora; Oligohymenophorea; Peniculida; Parameciidae
Source: the annotation of a GenBank genome assembly